AUGACAAUGGGUAACCCGAGACUCAAGAAUGCCUUCGACGGAAUGAACGCACCAAGACUUCGAGAACUUCUCAACAAGCUAUGUGAGUGUGGUAAGUUUACUAUUGAUGAUGCGAUGGGUAAAAUCGAGGUCGAAGUCCGCAACAUCGUUAUCUCAAAUGGUUUCAUUGACCUUACUCAAAGUGACGAUAGCGAUGGUGAGGGCGAGCGAAACAAGAAUGGUGGGGUUGGAAAUUACAACGACAACGACGAGCUUGCUAAGGAAGAAGGAGACAAUGGAGAAGUUGCAUUCGUUGACAUCGCGAAUUUGUCUGAACUCGAGGAUAUGGAAACAAAUCAACAAAUGGUAGAGCAAAAGAUAGAUGAAGAAGCUGGAUUAGUAAAAUCGGCGGAUCAACAGACAAACAAAGACGACGAGGAAGCAUUUGAAGGCAAGGAAGGAUACAGUGAAGAGGAAUCGGAGAUUGACUCAUGGGACUCUGAUGAUGACAACGAUGUGCCAGCUUUGCGCAAAAGCGAGAUCAAGGAACUGCUUUCAUCAAAGAAGGACUACUUAGAAAAGAUGUACGCUGAAAAGGAAAAGCAUUUGCGAGUUUUGGUAGCUUCAAAGAAGAGAAAUCUGAAGAUAUUUGAGUGCGAGAACUGUGGUUCCGACUUCAAUAUCGAGGAAAACCAAAAGGGCUAUUGUUCCUUCCAUCCAGGCAUCAGAGAAUUAGAUGCGAAUUAUGCGGAGGAUUAUCAUUGGCCGAAUCAUGGAGAGCCGUGGAAGAGUUUAGAUGAUCCGGAGUAUGCUGAUCGUUUCCUCUGGAGUUGUUGUGAUCGUUAUUCAGAUGCGGAAGCGUGUAUAUUUACAAGACAUAAAGCAUUGGAGGAAAGAAACAGCAAGAGAACUAAAACUGAGGCUUAUUAG
Messenger RNA from Botrytis deweyae, 909 nucleotides. RefSeq lists its product as uncharacterized. NCBI's taxonomy places the organism in Eukaryota, Fungi, Ascomycota, Leotiomycetes, Helotiales, Sclerotiniaceae. The transcript has 2 exons. The record is from RefSeq and is a predicted model, not a curated record. Bases 1 to 909 code for a protein of 302 amino acids.